Molecule: messenger RNA, 615 nt
Organism: Glycine soja
Lineage: Eukaryota; Viridiplantae; Streptophyta; Magnoliopsida; Fabales; Fabaceae
Exons: 2
Coding region: 1-615 (204 amino acids)
Molecular function (GO): zinc ion binding; nucleic acid binding
Source: RefSeq, a predicted model, not a curated record
AUGAGGCUCAAUGAAAGAAAUUUACAAAGAUCAGCUGAGCAAGCUAUGCAAGCCCAAACAACCAAAGGGAACAACUAUGAUGGUGGCAAGAAUAAGAAGGGAAAGGGAAAGUGGAAGAACAAUAAGUGGAAGGGGUCAGGUGAGGGCUCCAGCAGUUCUGGAAAUCAUAACCAGAAUGAAGAAACUGACAAGAAAAGUGGAGGGAAUCACAAAGUGGACAAGAAGAAAUUCAACAAGAAAGGGAUUCAGUGUUAUAACUGUCAGAAAUGGAGACAUUUUGCAGAUGAAUGCAAAAAUAAAAGGGUUCCAAGAAAUGCAGAUGAGGCUCAAUUGGCACAAGAUGAGGAUUCUGACUCUGAUAAAGUGCUGUUCCAAUCACAUACUGAGCAUAGAGAGUGGUUUGUAAACAUUGAUGAUAAGGUGAAAAGCAAGAUCAAGUUUACAGAUAAUAGCUCUAUAACUGCAGAAGGCAUUGGAAAGGUGAUGAUUCAGAGGAAGGAUGAACAACACUCAUUUAUCAAUGAUGUGCUAUAUGUUCCCAAUAUGAAGAAUAAUUUGUUGAGUUUGGGACAGUUGCUAGAAAAGAGCUACUCAAUGCAGAUGGAGGACAAUUAA